CCAUCUAAUCACUGCAUAUUCAUUCUACAUGAGUGUCUACCACACCCCGUCUCCCUCCUCUGCCACGUCAUCACCGCUCUCAAUCGAUAUACCGCAGAGGAAGUGUGUCAUAUGCCUCCGACCCGCGUAUAGCAACAACUAUGGAGUCCUUACUUGUGAUGCUUGCAAGAUGUUCUUCCGGCGGAUAGUGAUACUCAAAAAAGACUACAAAUGCAAGUACGAUGGACGGUGCGCCCACGUGGCAAAGUCCCCAAUGGUCAAGUGCAAGGGAUGCCGGUAUCAACAGUGCCUGGAUGCUGGAAUGUCAUUCCAGCCGACUUUCUUGGAAUUGACGAAUGAGAAGGAUUUGGAUAUAUCCGUAACUAUUGGGAACUUGGUUUUCUUGGAUACUCGAAAAAGUCGAAUAAUGAAGACACAGUUUACCGACGAUAAUCUUUCGCUGGAGCAGAUUGUCGAUACGCGGAGAAUGAAGAUGAAGUCAAGGACAAUCAACAAGUACAUCAGCCCACAGGAUUGGACGUUUUUGGCGCUCUACACCACUGUCGAUCUUUUGUUGAAUUUGGAUUUUAUGGAGAAGCUGAGCACACCUGAUAAGUUAAUUCUUCUCCGUCACUCGGCUUCAAAAUGUGCACUAUUGGGAGGAGCCAUGCGGACAUAUUUGGACAAAAAAGAUCGAAUGACUACUGUCGAUGGGCAGGAUAUUUAUCCAAAAGAGAUGCGGGCGUUACUCGGUUUUCAGCAAGGAGCUGAUCAGUUUUUGGAUAGAGUCCGGAGCUUGUUGAUUAGCAAACUGGCAGAGUUGGAUGUCACAACAGAGGAAUGCAUUUUGAUCAGUGCCAUAAUAUUUUGUGACCCAGCUGUAUUCUACGAUCAAGACAAUCCAAACGCCCAGCAAAUCGUCUCGGCUCAACAGCAAAACUUCACGUCGGCUCUAUCACAAUAUUGUCUACUGAUGUACCAUAGAAACGGGCCUUCAAGGCUGACAAACUUGCUAUCCCUAUGUCCGAUUAUUCAGAAGAACUUUGAGGAUCUACAGUACCUUACGAUGGUCUUUCGGCUCGCUGUGAAAGGAAUGAAGUUCAAGAAAAUUGAGCAGGAAUUGAUAUGAUUUCACUGUGAUUAAGAGUAUCUGUAUAAUGAAAUAUUGAGCCAUAUUGAAAACUAUCAAGUGACAUAUCUGUUGAAAAUUCUAGAACAUAUUAUAUCAACUCAAAUAAAUACUUUAUAACAUUUU
Caenorhabditis elegans is the source of this 1234-nucleotide messenger RNA. It is a transcript of the gene nhr-158, whose product is annotated as Nuclear Hormone Receptor family. The transcript is spliced from 4 exons. The record is from RefSeq and is marked reviewed. Gene Ontology annotation, cellular component: nucleus. Gene Ontology annotation, molecular function: sequence-specific DNA binding; DNA binding; DNA-binding transcription factor activity. Lineage: Eukaryota; Metazoa; Nematoda; Chromadorea; Rhabditida; Rhabditidae. Bases 29 to 1108 code for a protein of 359 amino acids. Gene Ontology annotation, biological process: regulation of DNA-templated transcription; DNA-templated transcription.